AUGACGCGAUCCGAGUUGCAAGACGACUGUAUUUUCUCCGACCGAGGCGGCAUAAUCGAAAACACCCACCGCAUCCAUGCUGCAGUCACUGAUGCCAGCGGCAACCUCCUGUACGCCGUGGGCAACCCGUCACGCAUGACACUCGCGCGCUCAGCCGCGAAGCCAGUUCAAAUACUUGCUCUCCUCGAGGUGGAAGGCUUCGAUAAGUUUGGAUUCGACGAUGCGGAUCUCGCGCUUAUGUGCUCAUCACACAGCAGCGAGGAACGCCAUGUUCAGCGAGGGCGUUCGAUGCUUGCCAAGAUCCAGGCCGAAGAGCAACAGAUGCGUUGCGGUGGCCACGCGGCUAUGUCUGAGGUUGUCAACAAGGAAUGGAUUAGGCAAGGUUUUGUUCCCGGCCCUCUUUGCAACAAUUGCUCUGCAAAACAUAUUGCCAUGCUUGCGGGCGCCAAAGCACUUGGCAAUGAUGAAGAGUACCACUUGCCCCAGCACGAAGUCCAGAAACGUGUCAGACGCACCUUCGAUGAGCUGAGCGGUCUGAGUGCGGGCGAGAUCAAAUGGGGAACUGACGGUUGCAAUCUUCCCGCACCGGCUCUACCUCUCAGCAAUAUCAGUCAUGUCUAUGCGGUCCUCGCGGACGCGGCUGACCUAGUUGCUCGCGAUAGCUCCUCGGUCAGCCAGAGAACUAGACACUUGGCAAAGAUGUAUGAAGUUAUGUGGUGCUUCCCAGAGAUGGUUGGAGGAGAGGGACGCUUCUGUACAGAGCUGAUGCUCAAGUACGACGGCGCGGUCGUUGGCAAGUUAGGGGCGGAUGGCUGUUACGGUGUUGCCGUAAGAGAAUCGGACGAUACUCGGCGGCUGGGAGCAACCUCUAGCAUCGGAAUUGCCGUGAAGGUUGAGGAUGGCAGCGAAGAGAUUCUUUAUGUUGCUGUGACAGAAAUACUGAAGCAGCUUGGUAUUGGUUCAGAAGAGAAGAGACAGGCACUUGCGAGCUUCCAAGACCUUCAGCGAGCGUUGUAA
Messenger RNA from Colletotrichum chrysophilum, 1017 nucleotides. RefSeq lists its product as uncharacterized. The record is from RefSeq and is a predicted model, not a curated record. The coding region runs from base 1 to 1017 and encodes 338 amino acids. The transcript has 2 exons. NCBI's taxonomy places the organism in Eukaryota, Fungi, Ascomycota, Sordariomycetes, Glomerellales, Glomerellaceae.